Messenger RNA from Periophthalmus magnuspinnatus, 1001 nucleotides. Its product is annotated as probable 2-ketogluconate reductase. The record is from RefSeq and is a predicted model, not a curated record. Gene Ontology annotation, cellular component: cytosol. Lineage: Eukaryota; Metazoa; Chordata; Actinopteri; Gobiiformes; Gobiidae. The coding region runs from base 12 to 1001 and encodes 329 amino acids. The transcript is spliced from 6 exons. Gene Ontology annotation, molecular function: hydroxypyruvate reductase [NAD(P)H] activity; NAD binding; glyoxylate reductase (NADPH) activity.
CUCUUGGGGUGAUGGCUGCUGACAAACCAUGGGCACUGAUCUCAGAGGUUGGAGAAAAUGGAUGCUCUGAAGAUCUUGCAGUUAUGUUGAAAGAACAUUUCCAGAUAGUAUCCCUUUGUGAUUUACUCGAAAACCCAGAUUUGCAUGGGCCAAAAAUCCAGGUUUUGUUCAUGUGGAAGUUCUAUCCAGAAGCCACACCUGCUCUGCUGUCUCUACUGCCUUCUCUCAGGGUGGUGUGCAGUGCAGGGAUGGGUACGGACCACCUCAACAUCCCAUACAUUCACAGUCUUGGGGUGAAAAUCGCCAACACACCACAUGUUGUCUCAGAUGCUACUGCUGAUUUUGCAAUGGGACUUCUUCUGGCAUCGGCUCGCAAAAUAUUUGAAGGUCAAGAAAUAGCCAGGGAUCCUAAUGCCAUGAUAAUACCGCAAACCCUGAUGGGAGUUGAAGUCACAGGCUCCACUCUGGGAAUUAUUGGGAUGGGAGAAAUUGGAUACAAAAUUGCCAAAAGAAGCAAAGGAUUUGACAUGAAGAUUCUUUAUCACAAUCGAAACAGAAGGAGUGCUGUAGAUGAGGCAGCAGUGGGGGCAACUUACUGUGAGAACCUCAACGACCUGCUUAAGAUGUCCGACUUUGUCAUGUUGUCUUUGAGAUUUACCCCUGAAUCUAUUGGCCUGAUUGGACGCAGAGAGCUGUCACUGAUGAAGCCAACUGCUACUCUCAUCAACAUGAGCCGAGGCCUUGUUAUAGAUCAAGAUGCCUUGGUCCAGGCACUUCAGUCUGGUACAAUUCAAGCUGCGGCAUUAGACGUGACUUAUCCUGAACCACUACCAAGGGAUCAUCCUCUUCUUUAUUUGCCCAAUGCAUUAAUCACACCUCAUAUGGGAAUAAGUUCAACUAACACUGCCAAGAAGAUUGUACAGAAAAUGGUGGACAAUGCUUUAGCUGCUGUUAAAGGUUUACCAAUUCCUGAUGAAGUGGGCCCUCAAUGUGACAUGUGA